UUGGUUUUGGAUCUGCUGCUUCUUUCUCAUACUGAAAUGUAUGAAAAGUGAAGAUCGAAAUUUUCGAGUCAUCAUUGACCAAGUUAACAUAACCAAUCUUGAUCGAGAUGUUUAUGAAAAAUUUGAUUGCGAGGUGUACCACGUGAACAAUCGCACCUACAUGACCUCGAGUCAUACUUUCACACGAACGGUUGAUGAAAUUAGUGUGCAUGCUGCCCUGGAUUUUUAUAAGCUGAACAGUAAACAGAAAAUGAAACUGUAUGAUGUUGAGUUCGAUGGAUGUUACAUACUGGAACAUGCUAACAAAAACCGUUUGUUCAAUAUGUAUGUGAAAAAUUUGAAAAAGCAUUCAAAUGUGAAAUUUCAGUGCCCCUUUAAAGCUCAUGUAAACUAUGAAGUGAAAAACAUGUCGAUGGAUGAGCAGGACUUCCCCUCUUUUGUACCACUUGGAAAUUUUCGAUCCUUAAUCGAGUAUAUAAUAAAUAGGAAAUUGAGAGCUAGAAUCACCGCCAGCGGAAAAAUUAUCCCGUAUGCAACAGAUCCGUUCAAGAUCCUAACAUAAUGGAUUUUAAAUAAAACUACAAACUUAGCUAAAUUUGCUUUGUUAAA
Messenger RNA from Drosophila subpulchrella, 609 nucleotides. RefSeq lists its product as uncharacterized. The record is from RefSeq and is a predicted model, not a curated record. The coding region runs from base 41 to 562 and encodes 173 amino acids. Lineage: Eukaryota; Metazoa; Arthropoda; Insecta; Diptera; Drosophilidae. The transcript has 2 exons.